Molecule: messenger RNA, 1047 nt
Organism: Dacryopinax primogenitus
Lineage: Eukaryota; Fungi; Basidiomycota; Dacrymycetes; Dacrymycetales; Dacrymycetaceae
Exons: 9
Coding region: 1-1047 (348 amino acids)
Source: RefSeq, a predicted model, not a curated record
AUGGACUCGGAAAUUGAACCACCUGUCGAUUAUGUCUACAGCUGGAGUUCGGAGCAUGAAUUGCCCCUCGAGCAGUUCCUGUCUAAACACAAGCCCAGCAUGAUUCAGGAUAAUGGGAGCAAGCCGUGGAUAUGGGUGAGAAGGCCAGAGAGUGUUGCUCCGGCGAUGCCGGAUGGGGUGGUCGAGGAGGCGCUGAGCAUUUUAGAAGACGCCACCCAAAAGAACGACGACAAGAUCCCAACUCGGUCAAACAAAAAAACAGGCGCGCGGAGCAAGAAGGAACUACGGGAAGAGGUACAAGUCAAAGCCUCUGAAGAACUCAAGAAGCUGUCUCAGGACAAGGAAUUUACACACGGCAAAUGGCUCUUCUUCGCCCAGCCGGACUCGGUUGAUGGGAUGUGGACGAGGAUCGCCCGUAGCCUUGCGAGCGAUGAACGACCCCAGCAUCUCAUCUGCGUGUAUCUUCCGGAUUUGUAUGACAAAGCAGCCGUCACUGAGGUCCUCAAAGUCCUCAUUGGGAAGGUCGGGCUGACCCCUAGCAGUGCUAAGACAGACCUGUAUACCCAGAUUGGGAUUGACAGCAAGCAUCCCAGCGGCAUUCGAUCCACGAUUUGGCAAGUAAAGGAGCUGCUAAAGGAAGACGAGCUACAGAAACUGCGGGACGAAUUUACUGCGGGGCAGAACUCAUUUCGACCAAGCAAGCCAAAGAUGACAACUAAGAAGGAUGAUCCGUUCGGAGAUGAGGAAGACGAGAAUGACAACCCGAAACCAGCCAUCAAAAAGGGAACAAAACGCAAAGAUGUAUUUGACGAUGACGAUGACGAUGACGAUGGUACCCAAAUGCCAGAUAAGAAAGCCAAGAUGUCUGCCGUCAAAUCUGCCCGUAAGCAGAACGAGUCAGAAACUGAGCACGAAGGGGACGAGGAAGAUAAACCGAUCAAGCAAAACGCGAUCAAGUCAGACGCCAAAGCCUCUGCUACCAGUGGACAGAAGGCUGGGGCAAGCAGGCUUGGUAAAAUCAAAGCCUCGAGGACGAAGCACGACUGA